CGGGGCGGCCGCCGCUAUAAGGCACCGGCCCCGACCCCCCCCACACCCAAAUCCGGCAGCGGCACCGACCCCGGCCCCGCCAUGGCCCUCUAGACCCGCCCCCGCCGCCCCCCUGCGCCCCGCGCCGCCGCCAUGGAGUCGUCAUGCCACGCAGCGCCGUGCCCCGGCCCCGCGCCCAGCCGCACUGUGGCCACGCUGAGCCCCCGCACGCGCCCCCAUGUCCCUGCUGGCCCCGCUGCACCCGGCCCCGGGCCUGGCCCCGGAGGGCACCCUGCUCCCAGCUAGCACCCUGCCCUGGCGGGCAGCCGGCCACCAGCAGCUCGGGGCGGGCCCCGAGGGGCCCUUCGCCCAGGGCGCCCUGGCAGGCCCCGGCUUCUCGGACUGGAUGACGGAGAGGGUGGACUUCUCUCUCCUGAUGGAGCCGGGCCCCGGCCCGCCGCCCCCAGCCCCGCUCUCCGACCUGGAGGCCAUGGCCUCGCUGCUGAAGCGCGAGCUGGAGCAGCUGGAGGAUUUCUUCUUGGAGGAGCCGCUGGCGCCCGACCAAGCGGCCCCCGGCUCGCCCGGCCCCCUCGCCUUCCACUUCCCCUUCGGCACCGAGCCCCCGGCGCCAGCCCCGCUCAGCCCCCUCGGCCCCGGCUGCCUGGAGCCGCUCGCCCUCUUCGAGCCCCCGGCCCCGGCGCCGCCGGCUCCCGGCCCCGGCCCGCUCGCCCCCAAGGGCGACCGCAAGCAGAAGAAGCGGGACCAGAACAAGACGGCGGCCCUGCGCUACCGCCAGCGCAAACGGGCCGAGUACGAGGCGCUGGGCGACCAGUGCCAGAGCCUGGAGGCCCGCAACCGGGAGCUCAAAGAGAAGGCGGACUCCAUCGAGCGCGAGAUCCAGUACGUCAAGGACCUCCUCAUCGAGGUCUACAAGGCCCGGAGCCAGCGGCUUCGCGCCAGCUAGCAGGGGCCGCGGGGGUGGGCAGAGCCGUAGCAUCGAGUAGCGUGUAAAGGGCAAUAAAAGGCGUUCGCCGUGCCGGACGCAGAGCGCGGA
Dromaius novaehollandiae (emu) is the source of this 1033-nucleotide messenger RNA. It is a transcript of the gene ATF5, whose product is annotated as activating transcription factor 5. The transcript has 3 exons. The record is from RefSeq and is a predicted model, not a curated record. Gene Ontology annotation, molecular function: RNA polymerase II transcription regulatory region sequence-specific DNA binding; DNA-binding transcription activator activity, RNA polymerase II-specific. Gene Ontology annotation, cellular component: nucleus. Gene Ontology annotation, biological process: regulation of transcription by RNA polymerase II. Lineage: Eukaryota; Metazoa; Chordata; Aves; Casuariiformes; Dromaiidae. Bases 218 to 943 code for a protein of 241 amino acids.